Messenger RNA from Magallana angulata, 1312 nucleotides. Its product is annotated as collagen alpha-1(XXV) chain-like. The coding region runs from base 1 to 1227 and encodes 408 amino acids. The record is from RefSeq and is a predicted model, not a curated record. The transcript is spliced from 2 exons. Lineage: Eukaryota; Metazoa; Mollusca; Bivalvia; Ostreida; Ostreidae.
AUGUGGUUGAUUACCCCUUACACGGUCACAAUCUGUUUUAAUAUUGUAUAUAAAGACCUAGAGGCCGGGGUAAGCCCAGCGGUAGUGAGCAGUAUGAGGCUGAUAAUCACACUAACGGCUUUGUCAUGUGUGCUAUGGCAGGUGUCCGCCAUGGCUGUCCAUGGUGGGUGGAACUGGGAGAAAUGUCGGAAACAAUACGAGCAACUCCGUGCUGAGGUUCGACAGCUCCAGGAAACAGUCGCCUAUCUCAAAAGCUCCGUCUCAAAAUACUCCCACUAUUACGUUAAAGGUCCGAGAGGUCCCCCUGGUCCUGCAGGGCCGAUGGGUCCCAAGGGAGACCCCGGAGUACAAGGAGAAAAGGGAGAUCCCGGAAGUCAAGGAGCACCUGGAAUGAAAGGUGACCAAGGAGUACAAGGGCCUAAGGGAGAAAAGGGGGACCGAGGACCUAGAGGAUUCACUGGUAAAUCUGGGGAAAAGGGCGACAAAGGAAAUACUGGGCCAAAGGGAAAUACCGGACCUCAAGGUCCACCGGGAGAAAAAGGUCAAAAAGGAGAAAAGGGCGAAAAGGGAGAUAGGGGGCCAAGAGGAUUUAGAGGUGAGAAAGGAGAUAAAGGAGACCCAGGUGAUCAGGGACCUAAGGGCGACCAGGGUCCAGCAGGACUUCCUGGACUUCCUGGAAAGGAUGGGAAAAGGGGACCAAGGGGCCCUCAAGGUCCACAAGGAGAACAGGGUCCUAAAGGAGACAAGGGAAUGCAAGGUCAAAUGGGACAAAAAGGUAAUCAAGGUGAGAAGGGAGAUCAAGGUCCAAGGGGUCUUCAAGGCAACACCGGACCAAGAGGUCCUCGUGGUUUGCAGGGACCUCAGGGACCACGAGGAAUGAAAGGAGAAAAAGGAGAUGAUGGUCUCAAAGGAGAAAAAGGGGAUACUGGACCAAGGGGUUCCCGAGGAUUUAAGGGCCCCAAAGGUGAUCAAGGCCCACAAGGAAGAAGGGGGCCACCUGGUGGAAAGGGAGAAAAGGGAGAAAAGGGCGAAAAAGGAGCCAAGGGAGACAAAGGCGACCCAGGGGAGCAAGGGCCUCAGGGGGAGACUGGUCCAAAGGGUGAUCAAGGACCAAUGGGACUACCAGGACCGAAAGGUAAAAGAGGACCGAGGGGACCACGAGGUUUCAGGGGUCCAAAGGGAGACAAAGGGGAUCCAGGAAUUGUGGAAAAAAAUUAUGCAUACUAACAUAUUAAUCGUGCGAUUUGUAAUAUGGAACCCAUAUUUUAUUGAUUUUAUAUUACGUAGUAAACAUUAAAUGAUUUGUACAUAU